This is a messenger RNA of Danio aesculapii, 3631 nucleotides long. RefSeq names its product Structural maintenance of chromosomes protein 6-like (gene smc6). Bases 58 to 3330 code for a protein of 1090 amino acids. Gene Ontology annotation, molecular function: damaged DNA binding; ATP hydrolysis activity; single-stranded DNA binding. Lineage: Eukaryota; Metazoa; Chordata; Actinopteri; Cypriniformes; Danionidae. The record is from RefSeq and is a predicted model, not a curated record. Gene Ontology annotation, cellular component: Smc5-Smc6 complex; site of double-strand break; nucleus. The transcript is spliced from 27 exons. Gene Ontology annotation, biological process: double-strand break repair via homologous recombination.
GCCUUCCCCGAGCUGUCGAAGCGGAAAGCGCGCGAGGAGCAGCGUAGUUUGUUGGAGAUGGCGAAGAGGAAGAGCAGUAAUUCACGGCUUACGCCUGAUAAGAGAAGCCGGUUAUCACAGCCUGAGACUGAGGAGGAUGAGGAAACAGGCUACUUCGGCUCCGGAGAUGGAUUAAGCCAAUCACAGAGUGUGACUGGUGAGGUGGGCAUUAUCGAGAGCAUCUCUCUGAGAAACUUCAUGUGCCAUUCGUUGCUUGGGCCCUUCGCAUUUGGUCCAAACGUCAACUUUGUUGUAGGAAAUAAUGGAAGUGGAAAAAGUGCCGUGCUGACAGCUCUGAUUGUAGCCCUGGGCGGUAAAGCUCUCACCACCAACCGAGGCUCCUCUCUCAAAGGAUUUGUUAAGGAAGGAGAGAGCUCUGCAGAUGUGUCCAUCACGCUGAGAAACAGGGGUAAUGAUGCGUACAAACCGGAAAAGUUUGGUCAGUCCAUCGUAGUCGACCUUCGAAUUUCCAGUGAGGGAAUCCGAACGUACAAACUUAAAAGUCAUACCGGGCAAUUGGUGUCAUCAAAAAAGGAGGAGCUGGUGUACAUUCUGGAUCAUUUUAACAUUCAGGUGGAUAAUCCGGUCUCCAUCCUCACGCAGGAAAUGAGCAAACACUUCCUGCACUCCAAAGGAGAGGGAGACAAAUACAAAUUUUUUAUGAAAGCCACUCAACUGGAUCAAAUGAAAGAGGAUUACAGCUACAUCAUGAAGACCAAGACCCUGACCCAGAAUACAGUGGAGAAACACAGGGAGACUCUGCUGGAACUGAAGCAGAAGUUCCGUGACAAAGAAGAGCGCUAUAAAAGUCUGGCUUCUCUGGAUGAAAUGCAGCAGAAGUUGAACGAGCUGAAGAAUCAGAUGGCCUGGGCUCUGGUGGCAGAGAUGGAGCAGGAGAUGAAGCCCAUGAAAGAACGCAUCACAGCUGAAGAGAGAUCCACCGUCAAAUAUGACCAGAAGGUGGAAGAGUGGAAGGGGAAAGUUGAUGAGGCCAACAAGAUAUCCAAGCAGUUGCAGGAUCAGCUGGAAAGUGUAACAGAGCGCAUGGAGCAGCUGCAGCCAAAGUGUUCGGAACUGAAGAACCGAGUUCAGGAGCGCAACCGAGAGCUCAAAACAGAGGAGGCUGGACUUCACAGGAAAAGGACUAACUUAAGAGAUCUCGAGAAGGAUAGAGAUCAGCUCAACAAGCGAAUCAAAGAGCUCAAACAUAGCAUAAGUCAGAUGAACUCGGCUGACACUCAGGCUCGUGUGGAGAAGAUGAAUCACAUUCAGGCUGAGCUGGAAGAACUGAGUUUCAGAGACUCCACUCUGGCGCAGCAGAUCGAUCAGUUUAAACAGGCCUGCGAAAGCGCUAAAGAAAGACAGGCUAGAAUGAGACGUGAAAGGCAGGACCUGCAGCGUGCGAUCGACUCUAAACAGCGUGACCUGACCGCCAUGGAAAGCAGUCGAAAUAACCGGCUUCGUCGUUUUGGAGAGCACAUACCAGCACUGAUGGAGGCUAUAGAUGAGGCUGAACGUCAAGGGAUGUUCAGGAGGAAACCUGUCGGACCGCUUGGUUUUUGCAUCCGCCUGCGGGAUCAGGACCUGGCUCUGGCAGUGGAGUGCUGUCUGAAGGCUCUAAUGUUGGCUUUCUGCUGUGAUAAUCAUGCUGACGAGAGAGAGUUAGAGAGAAUCAUGUGCCGCUUUUACCAGCGUGGCAGAAGACCCCAGAUCAUCGUCAGCAGAUUCACCAACAUGCUCUACAAUGUUGGCAACAGGGCAGUCAGUCAUCCCGAUUACCCAACUGUGCUCCAGGCCCUUGACAUUGACAAUCCAGUAGUGGCCAACUGCCUGAUUGACAUGAGGGGAAUCGAAACCAUUCUGCUGAUCAAGGACAACAGAGAUGCCAGAAGGGUCAUGCAGUCUAAAGGAGGACAAGCACCACGCAACUGCAGAGAGGCCUUCACGCGGGACGGAGACCAGGUCUACACUAACCGCUACUACUCCUCUGAACAGCACAGAGCGCAGUAUCUCUCCAGAGAUGUUGAAGAGGAAAUCAGACAUUUGCAGUCUGCUCUACAGACCCAGAAAGCACAAUUGGAUCGCUUUCAGCAGGACAUGCAGCAGGUCGGUGAGGAAGAAAGGCAGAACCAAACUCUUCUUCGCAGAGCUUACGACGACCGCAAGAAAGUCCAGGAACGUACCCGGAAGCUUCAGGCAGAGUUGACGGAAUUGCAGAAUGUGGAGGAACCUCAAUCAGAAGACCUGAAACCUUUGGAGGAGGAACUGGAGGAGCUGAGCGGACGCAUAAGUGUUUGUGGAGAAGAGUUUGAAGCUCUGCGGAGACAGACACAAACCUGCAAGAAGGAAUAUGAGGAGGCUGAGAAACUCUUCCGGCAAAAGAAGGAAACCGUAAACAGCAUUGUAGAGGAAGCGGAGCCCAUUAAGGAGCGUUUGAACAACAGUGAUCAGGAGGUGGAGAGAAGUAAACACCACAAAAAACACUAUGAGCAAAAACGAAAAACCCACUUGGAAAUGAUCGAGACACUAAAGACGAGCCUGAAUCAGAAGGAGCAGGAAUUACAGGCUUCAAUUGCAAAGGCCUCAGAAAUCUGCCCAGAGCGCUUGGAUGUGAGGAGAACGGCAAAGAGUUUGGACAGCGAGAUCAGCCGACUGAAAAACAAGAUCAAUACACAGCAGGACCAACAGGGACACAGAGACACCAUCGUCAGAGAGUACCAUGAGGCGAGGGAGAAGUUUAGUAAAAUAUCCCGACAGGUGAAGGGUCUGGAGGCUUUCAUCCAUCAGUUAUCUGAGAUCAUGAUCACCAGGCACAACGUCUACGCUGAAUUGAGAAUGUUGCUUUCUGUACGCUGCAAAUACUACUUUGACUCCAUGCUGUCUCAGAGAGGAUAUACAGGGAAGAUGAUCUUUGACCACAAGAAUGAGACUCUCUGCAUAUCAGUUCAGCCAGGAGAGGGUGGGAAGGCUGCUCUGAGUGACAUGCGUUCGCUAUCUGGAGGAGAACGUUCGUUUUCCACCGUGUGCUUCGUCCUGUCACUGUGGGCCAUUGCUGAAGCUCCCUUCCGUGCCUUGGAUGAGUUUGAUGUCUAUAUGGACAUGGUAAACCGGCGGAUUUCUAUGGACAUGAUGCUGAAGAUCGCGGCCAGCCAGCGCUACAGACAGUUCAUUUUCCUCACACCACAGAACAUGAGUUCUCUUCCAAUAAACAACCUGAUCCGCGUCCUGCGGCUGAACGACCCAGAACGUGGCCAUUCUGCUCUUCCUUUUAGCCAGAGGAACCCAGAGUGAUGUUUCUGACCAGCUGAUUUGUAUGAGGCAAACCCAAUAACACACAACACACACACAAACAACCCAGAGCAACAUUAUGACUUUGUUAUGAAGGCUGCAUAUUCAUAUUACCUUUGAUAGAAGAGGAUGGCUUUUGUAUUAGUCCAGAAUUUAAAUUAAAGUAUGCUUUAAUGCUGCUUUAGUGCUGUUUAAUGAUUAACAGUGACUAAUUGCGUACAAAAUAUUAUGUUUGUAUUUACGUAACAUGCCUCUAUAUACUGUGUAUAGUUAUGUGUGUUUAUAAAUGUGCACACAUAUAUGU